AUGCAUCGCGAAACUUCUCAAUCUAUGUCUUUCCCAAAACCACCUCCAAUAGCACAAUACAAGAAAGAUCCCCUGAUACUCAAGACUUUGGAUUCAAGGAUAUCUUUUGAUAAAGAAGCCAAUCAAUGGAUACUAACUGACACUACUGGAGAGUAUCAGUUCAACAACAUCCUUGAAAAAUGGAUUAAAAUAGGAAAGCAUGUUUUAAACGAUGAGGAAAUCGAAGAAGAAGCUAACAAAGAAGAGAUCAAACGAAUCAAGAAACAGAAGCUCGAAGAGAUCAAGAAUCGUAUAAAUGAAUUCAAAAACAGAAAUACUAGUGUUUUCAUCACCGGAUUACCUAAUGAUAUCACAGAAGAAGAAAUGGUGGAAAUAUUUGGUAAGUAUGGAACUAUACUAAAGGAUAAGACUGGUGAUUCUAGGGUGAAAUUAUAUUAUAAUGACAAAGGAGUAUUCAAGAAUGAAGGACUUGUGAUAUUUGAAAACCAAUCAUCGGUUUCCUUAUCCAUCCAAAUGUUAGAUGGAACUGAAAUCAAAGGACUGAAAGUAAAGAUCGAACCUGCUGAUUUUAAACAACAAAAGGAUAGUGCUAAAGCCAAGAUCUUUUCCAAGAUCGUUGUUAUAGAGAAUAUGUUUAGAAAAGAAGAAUUGAAUGAAGAUUUAAAGAAAGAUAUCGAAGAAGAUUUAUACCAAGAAUGUUCCAAACAUAAAAUAGAAGAUAUCUUAAAGAUAGCAUUUUUUGAAAACGAUAAGGUUAUUACCAUCAAAUUCAAAUCUGUAGAUUCCAUGGAGAAAGUGUUGAAGACGUUUAAUGAUAGAUUUUAUGAUGGGUUGAAACUUAAAGUUGCAAAAUUUAAUGGGGAAAAGUAUACUUAA
Yamadazyma jaroonii is the source of this 876-nucleotide messenger RNA. NCBI's taxonomy places the organism in Eukaryota, Fungi, Ascomycota, Pichiomycetes, Serinales, Debaryomycetaceae. The record is from the annotation of a GenBank genome assembly.